This is a messenger RNA of Vitis riparia (riverbank grape), 682 nucleotides long. RefSeq names its product mini zinc finger protein 2-like. Gene Ontology annotation, molecular function: DNA-binding transcription factor activity; transcription cis-regulatory region binding. The record is from RefSeq and is a predicted model, not a curated record. Gene Ontology annotation, cellular component: nucleus. Gene Ontology annotation, biological process: regulation of DNA-templated transcription; regulation of developmental process. The transcript has a single exon. The coding region runs from base 7 to 450 and encodes 147 amino acids. NCBI's taxonomy places the organism in Eukaryota, Viridiplantae, Streptophyta, Magnoliopsida, Vitales, Vitaceae.
CCAUGAAUGAAGCUUUCUCACUCAUCUUUUUUCUCUCCAUCCAUGAGAAACUCUUUUGCAACAACUCGUCAUUAUAGCCCAUCUAACAGAAGGUCUGGCAUGUCAUCUCCCUCCAUGUUUGUUGAAGAACAAGACCAGAAGACCCUUCAACUCAGUCAUGAUCUGAAGGACAAGAAGCACAAGGAGCAAAAGAACGCGGCGGUCUUCCCUGAGAAAGCUUUGUCGUACAAGGAGAAGAAUGUCAUAUACAAAGAAUGCAGGAAAAACCAUGCGGCAAGUAUCGGCGGCUAUGCUGUAGAUGGCUGCAGAGAAUUCAUGGCUGCCGGAGAAGAAGGAACCAGUGCCUCAUUCAAGUGUGCUGCUUGCAGUUGCCACAGGAACUUCCAUAGAAAGGAGGUUGAGAGUGAAUGCUUUUGUGACUGUUCUUCAAUAUCUACCACUCUGAAAUGACUUGGCUGGAGCUUAAUUCACUAGUUAUAUACCAGUAAUGUUCAUGUCAUCUUGUUGUGAGGUCUAAAUUAUAUGUGGGUGUCUUUGAAUGUGGCUGUCAAUGAAAUAUUGGCAUCCGAUUCAUAUAACAUCUCUAGCUUUUCUUGCAAAUUUUAGAAUGUUUAUGAAAGAGAGGAGAUCUAGAUCAUUGUUUGUCAUAGUAUUGAAGUGAUAAAAUUUAUGAUUUUAUAUU